Molecule: messenger RNA, 2101 nt
Organism: Tyto alba (common barn owl)
Lineage: Eukaryota; Metazoa; Chordata; Aves; Strigiformes; Tytonidae
Gene: TULP3
Product: TUB like protein 3
Exons: 11
Coding region: 173-1507 (444 amino acids)
Biological process (GO): protein localization to cilium
Cellular component (GO): cilium
Source: RefSeq, a predicted model, not a curated record
CCAGUAUAGUAUAGUAGAGAAUGACACAGGCUUUUGCUUACACUCUUUAUAUUCCAGAGAGAUGAUCUACUAGCAUCUGUCCAGAGAGCGCUGCUUUAUUCUUGUUGCUCUAUUCCCUGGUUACAAGUAAGGGGAGCUAAUCUUUGGUAUUUGCAUCUUUGAGGAUGAAAGCAUGAAACUACGACAGCUGAAACUAGAGAAUCAGAGAGUUCUUCUAGAGAAGAAGCAGAGGAAGAAGCGCCUUGAUCCCUUGAUGGUCCAGCCAAAUCCCGAGGCAAAGCUGCGUAGGUCAAAGCCUAAAGGGUGCGAGGAGCAGACUCCUUUAGUAGAAACUCCUACCCCUUUCAACAGUCAUGUUAAUUUACAUGGCAUUGAUGGACCAGCUGCUUUCCUGAAAUCAGAAGUGCAAGAUUUGGGGACCAAGCUCCAAACUCUUUCUGCUGGAUCUUCCAAAACAGAAGACAAUGCAGAUCAGGAAAAUGGUGGAGAGGCUCUAACAGACACAGCAGGCAAGCCAGAUUUGCAAGAAGUCUUACAAAAACGAGGAAUUUCAGGCAGUUUGAAUUUUGAUGAGGAGGACACAGAAGAGGAAGAGGCAAGUAAGAGACCAGCAUCUCAUUCACAAUAUCCUGAAUCUGAAAGGCCUAGUUCUACAACCAGUGAGAAAUCUUUUGCAGAAACAGGUGCUUCCUAUAGUCCAUCCCCUCAGGCAGAUGCACAGCUGGGAGAAGUAGAGAACUUGGAGGAUUUUGCAUUACGCCCUGCACCCCGUGGUAUUACAGUCAAAUGUCGAAUCACUAGAGAUAAGAAGGGAAUGGACCGGGGCCUCUUCCCUACUUAUUACAUGCAUCUGGAAAGAGAUGACAACAGAAAGACAUUCCUCCUUGCAGGGAGAAAACGAAAAAAGAGCAAAACAUCCAAUUACCUCAUAUCAGUUGACCCAACUGAUUUAUCCCGGGAAGGGGAAAGUUUCAUUGGAAAACUCAGGUCAAACCUCAUGGGAACUAAAUUUACAGUCUAUGACCAUGGAGUUAGCCCAGUCAAGGCACAAGGUCUAGUGGAAAAGGCUCAUACAAGACAGGAGCUUGCAGCUAUUUGUUAUGAAACCAAUGUGUUAGGAUUCAAGGGUCCCAGAAAAAUGUCUGUGAUCAUUCCAGGAAUGAAUAUGAAUCAUAAACGAAUUACAAUCCGUCCACGAAACGAACACGAGAGUCUGCUGUCAAAAUGGCAAAAUAAAAAUUUAGAGAACCUAAUUGCGUUGCACAACAAAGCUCCAGUCUGGAACGAUGAUACUCAAUCCUACGUUUUGAACUUCCACGGGAGAGUCACUCAGGCCUCAGUGAAGAACUUCCAGAUUGUCCAUGACAAUGACCCUGACUACAUUGUGAUGCAGUUUGGUCGUAUAGCAGAAGAUGUGUUCACUCUGGACUAUAAUUAUCCUCUCUGUGCUCUGCAGGCCUUUGCUAUUGGACUCUCCAGCUUUGAUAGUAAAUUGGCCUGUGAAUGAGAGACAACAGACUUGACACAUGGAACUUGCUCCCCUCCCUGCAUCUUGUUGUAAGAGUUCCAGUUGGAGUAAUGAAAAGCACAGUGAGGUUGGAAGGGAACUGGAGGACCAACUUCUGCAGGCUUAUUAGAAAGCAAAUACCAGGCUCAGAGCAUUAUGGUAGUUGACAACAGACCAUUUUAGAAGACUGUCCCAAGGAAUUUAGCCCACUGAUUGGAAUACAUUGCAGCAAGGAUUAGAAAAAUUAUGCUUUUGUGUUCCUAUACCUUGUAACUUCCACAGUGCCCCAGGAGGUGAUGCUACUGAUGAAUUCAGGCAAAAGGAGGACAGUUAUUGGCACGUGUUCUCUUUUGCUGUGUGUAGUGUUUUGCUGUCUGUUAGAUCAGUCAGACAUGGAAGGAUUCAGGUUAUGGCUCUGUGCAACUGUAGGUAAUGUUCAAUAAAUACAGAGUUGGAAUGAGACAUAUUGGCUCUAAUAAAACUCUGUGGGAUGAUUCUCUGUUAAGGCUCAUAGUCCAGUUCCCUUUCAUUAUUCUAAUCGCUCCAUAUCCCUUGACAGUUGUUUUACCAAAUAAAGCACAAUCACAUCUCAAA